UAUCUGCCAGACCUGGUGAUGUUGGAUGAUCAAUGCCAUGUAGCACCCAAAAGGGGGGGAAAGAAUUCAAAAAUCAAAGCUGUCGCCAUAGCAACGCCCCUGCCAGAUUCCACCAAUCAAUGGCGUCUGUGGGGUUGUGAGAUGCUCCACGAAAGGCCAGCGUCCUACAUAAAGAGUGCGGGACAGGGAGCAGAGCGCUAUAUACGGGGCAACAUACCCUGGUGCUGGGGACUGUCAAAGAAAUACAAGAGCAAAACUGAAGAGAAAAAUACCUGCAGAAGAAUUCUUGGAGAUAUGUUGCGUUUAAGUGAACCAUGGUGUUUUGCCCUGGUUUUAAUGGGACUCCUAUCACUAAGCAUCAACUCCUUCCAUGUCAAAGCAGCUGCCCUGAAGCCAGAAAUAGUGCUGGACAGUGGGGCCACCAUCCUUAAUCACUCCAUGAGUUUGGUGCAGCGCUUCGAGAACCUGUUCCUGUCCGGGAACAGCAGUGAUGUGACUCUGAGGGUGCAGACCAUCAACACAGAUGAGGUGAAGGUGCUGCAGUCCCACUCGCUGGUGCUCAGUCUGCAGAGCGAUGUGUUCGAGGACCUGCUACUCACCCGAAACUCCAGCACUUUGGUUCUGAGGGAGGCCCCUGACUGUGCAGCUGUCUUUGAUAAGUUCCUCAGAUAUUUCUACAGUGGAGACAUUGGUGUGCGACUUGAACAGGCUAUUGCUCUGCACAAACUGGCCAGUAAGUACCAUGUGGGAGCCUUGCAGCAGGGAAUGACCCAAUACAUGACCCAACAUCUAUCCAGUGACUCCCCUUCAGGCCAUGUGGUCAGCUGGUACAACUAUGCACUGCAAAUUGGAGAUGCAACCCUACGGGAUAGCUGCUUGCAGUACCUGUCCUGGAACCUGUCAUCAGUACUGCAGAGUGCCGAAUGGGGCUCUAUAAGUGAAGACCUGCUCCUCUCUCUGCUCCAACGCUCCGACCUCAUUUUGCAAAGUGAACUUGAGUUGUUCGAAGCCGUAGAGGCCUGGAUAAACCUAAACCAACCUGUCAGUGCCAUUAUAGAAAGUGCACUAAGAGCUAUUCGAUAUGGCAUGAUUCCUCCUCAGCAUCUUUUCCGCCUGCAGAAACAAUCUCCCCUCUUUGUAAAGUACUAUGAAGCUAUCCGUGACCUCCUCUAUCUCGCUUUCCAGUUCCACUCUGCAUCACCAAUCCAACUGGCCAAGUACUUUGACGUGAACUGUAGUUUGUUCACUCCACGCAACUACCUAUCUCCCUCUUGGGGGUCCAGUUGGGUCAUCAACAACCCCACCCGUGAUGACCGCAGUUUCAGUUUUCAGACCCAGCUGGGCCCCAGUGGCCAUGACUCCAACAAAAGAGUGACGUGGAAUGCUCUUUUUUCACCGCGUUGGCUGCCACUCAGUGCAAGAUCCACCUACACUGAACUGGGGGCAAUGCAGCCAACACGCACGGAUGGGGGUCGCCCUAGGAUCAUUGUGACACCCGCUACAUCCAGCCCAGAUUUUGCCGGGGUGAGUUUCCAGAAAACCGUUAUGGUCAUGACCAAACAGCAGGGAAAAGUAGUUGUGCGUCAUGUCUACAAUUUUCACCAAAGCACAGAAGAGGCAGGGGAUUUCUUAGUGGAUGCAGACCUCCAACGCCGUGCCUCUGAGUAUCUAAUUGACAGCUCUUUGUUCCUGCAUGUUGUAAUAAAACCAGUCUAUCAUACUCUGUUGGUGUCAAGAAAGUGAAAGUAAACAUCUGCUAAUACCACCUCACUAUUGAUUUUGCUAUUUCCAACAGUACAAAAACAUGCAUGUAGUCCACUCAUAUCACGGCACAUUGUUAUUCAUUAAUACAUCUUAUUGUCAAUCAGUGCAUUUUGUUGCCUUCCAUCUCUGAAGAUAUGUGUGUUGUGGCUCAAAAUAAUUUUCAUUGUCAUCAUAAAACUCCUAGUGGGGAUGCAUCCAACAGCAAAC
Molecule: messenger RNA, 1971 nt
Organism: Periophthalmus magnuspinnatus
Lineage: Eukaryota; Metazoa; Chordata; Actinopteri; Gobiiformes; Gobiidae
Gene: btbd17b
Product: BTB (POZ) domain containing 17b
Exons: 3
Coding region: 19-1743 (574 amino acids)
Molecular function (GO): protein binding
Source: RefSeq, a predicted model, not a curated record